CCUGCCACCGGAAGUGCCAGUACGAGGUGCGGUGUCACGAUUUGCGCCUGCUGUCUCUCAUUUAUUUCCAAUAAUGAUAGGUUUGGUCCUCCAUUUUAAUCAUCCCAGCUCCUUUGUGUUUAUUCGGCUUUAGUUUGACCCAUUUUCUUUUCCUCUCGUGAGCUAAAUAUCAUCUAUAAACCUGCUAAGGUCCGUGUGCGCGCGAGCCCUCCUGCUUCAGCGCCAUAACUGUAUUCCUCAUCAGACACCAGAGUUACUGGAAUAUGAAGGCAUUUCUUGUCGCACUGUUGCGAUUUUAAAACACCACAAGAUUCCGGAAAGGACGCUUUGACCCCAGGAAACGUGCGUCAGAGGUCGGCCAUCAGCCGGAAUGAAACGGUGUCAGUGAGGAUUAUUACUUUAUCCCCAGAGUGACUCUAGGUUGGUGUGGAUCUGUAGGCUGGUGGCAUGGAGUGGGCGUUUUGUGGCAGCAACAAGAAUCUCACGCCCUAUAAAAUCGAGGGUAACGUUCUGAACAAUGGCUGCUUCGUGGAUGCCCUUAACUUGGUUCCCCACGUGUUCCUGCUCUUCAUUACCUUUCCCAUCCUUUUCAUUGUGCUCUUCAUUUACUGGGUGUUGGCAUUCAUCACAAAGUCCAUAAAGCUGUGGAAGUUUGCAGAAUUCACUGUUGGACCGCGGCACCUGAGGUUCUGCAUCACAGCUCUGUUGGUGAUCCUGUAUGGACUUCUGAUGGCCGUGGAGAUCAACGUCAUCCGAGUCCGGAAAUACGUAUUCUUUACCAACCCUCAGAAGGUGAAACCACCAGAAGAUUUACAGGAUUUGGGGGUUCGCUUUCUGCAGCCGUUUGUCAACCUGCUCUCUAAGGCGACAUAUUGGUGGAUGAAUCCUCUCAUUAUCGGAGCCCAUAAGAGGCCGAUAGAACUGAAGAAGAUUGGCAAGUUGCCCAUCGCCAUGAGAGCGCUCACCAACUACCUGCGACUCAAAGACGCCUACGAGGAUCAAAGGACACCUGAAGACCCAGAUCGACCCCCAUCGAUCUGGCGCUCCAUGUAUCGAGCGUUUGGCCGUCCCAUCCUGCUCAGCAGCACCUUUCGUUACCUGGCGGAUCUGCUGGGCUUCGUUGGACCUCUCUGUAUCUCUGGCAUUGUGAACAACCUGGAUACCAAAGAUAAAGUUGCUUCAGCAGAAAAGAUGAAGGAAACCUAUUUAGGAGUUUACUUCAUGUUCACCACUGAGCUUCUAAAGAACAGCUCAGUCCUGGCUGUCCUMCUGUUCUUGGCUUUAGUCCUGCAGAGGACCUUCCUGCAGGCCUCAUACUACGUCACCAUUGAGACGGGCAUCAACCUGCGAGGAGCUCUGCUGGCGAUGAUUUACAACAAAAUCCUGCGUCUGUCCACCUCCAACAUGUCGAUGGGGGAGAUGACACUAGGCCAAAUCAACAACCUGGUUGCCAUAGAAACCAACCAGCUGAUGUGGUUCCUCUUCCUCUGUCCCAACCUCUGGGCUAUGCCCGUCCAGAUUGUGAUGGGAGUGAUUCUGCUCUACUACUUAUUGGGUUGGAGCGCCUUGGUCGGCGCCUCGGUUAUUGUUCUGUUGGCUCCGGUUCAGUACCACAUAGCUACAAAGCUGGCAGACACACAGAAAAGCUCACUAGAGCACUCCACGGAUCGGCUGAAAAAGACCACAGAAAUCCUAAAGGGUAUAAAGCUGCUGAAGCUCUACGCCUGGGAGGAUAUUUUCUGUGACAACGUGGAGCAAACACGAGGCAAAGARCUCACCAGCCUGAAGACAUUCGCCUUUUACACUUCCAUGUCCAUUUUCAUGAAYGCUGCUAUUCCCAUCGCUGCUGUUCUUGUGACAUUCGUGACGUACCACAUCAUUUAUGAAACCAGUCCCAAACCCUCUGAAGCCUUUGCAGCGUUGGCKUUGUUCCACAUCCUGGUUACGCCCCUCUUUCUGCUUUCCACCGUCGUCAGAUUUGCCGUGAAGGCCCUCGUCAGCGUCCAGAAGCUUGGCGAGUUUCUCCAGAGUGAUGAAAUCGGAGAAGACAGCUGGAGAAAUGGAGAUAUAUCUGUUUCCUUGGAUUCAGGGAAGAAACAUUUUGGGGUGACCAAAGCUAUCAACAGGAAGCAGCCGAUACGCUACCAGAUGGACAGCUACGAGCAGCCGAGCAGGCGGUCGGAGGAUGUGGCCGUAAAGGUGAGCAAUGGAUCAUUCACCUGGGGAAACAACCUGCUGACGCUGUCAGACAUCAGCAUGCGCAUCCCCACAGGUCAGUUGACGAUGAUCGUGGGUCAGGUUGGUUGUGGGAAAUCCUCCCUGCUGCUGGCCAUGUUGGGGGAGAUGCAAGCCAUCGAUGGACGGGUUUACUGGAGCAAUAAGAACAGAAACUCUGUGGCCUACGCUGCCCAGAAGUCCUGGCUGCUCAACGCUACAGUGGAGGAAAACAUCACCUUUGGAAGCCCUUUCAACAAACAAAGGUACAAAGCAGUGAUUGAUGCGUGCUCUCUUCAGCCCGACAUCGACCUGCUGCCYUAUGGAGAUCAAACUGAGAUUGGGGAGAGGGGCAUUAAUCUGAGUGGAGGUCAGAGACAGAGAAUCUGUGUGGCUAGAGCUCUUUACCAGAACACCAGUAUUGUCUUCUUGGACGAUCCGUUCUCAGCCCUGGAUAUCCACCUGAGCGAUCACCUGAUGCAAGAAGGAAUCCUCAAGUUUCUUCAAGACGAUAAGCGAACAGUGGUUCUUGUCACCCAUAAAUUGCAGUAUCUUAUACAUGCAGACUGGAUCAUAGCGAUGAAAGAUGGCUCAGUGCUUAGAGAGGGAACCCUGAAGGACAUACAGACUCAUGACACAGAACUUUAUGAUCACUGGAAAACUCUGAUGAACAGGCAUGACCAGGAGCUGGAGAAGGACAUUCAGCAGGACAGUCAAACAACACUUGAAAGGAAAACCCUGAGGAGAGCAUUCUACUCCAGAGAGCCCAAGAAUCAAAUGGAUGAUGAAGAUGAAGAGGAAGAGGAGGAGGAGGAAGAUGAUGAUCAUUUAUCCUCCACUACCAACAGACGAUCAAAGAUCCCUUGGAAGGUGUGCUGGUGUUACCUGUCCUCUGGUGGCUUCUUCAUGGUCUUCCUGAUGAUUUCCUCGCAGUUCCUCAAACACUCUGUCAUUGUUGCUAUUGAUUACUGGCUGGCUAAAUGGACCUCCAAAACCAAUCAGAGUACAAACCCAGGGUCAGACAUGAACAAUGGAACCAUGUUUGCUGACAGCAGCAACAUAACAGUUCCUCCUCCUGGUCUUCAGGAGGCUGAGAAUGACUCGUACCAUCUGCCCGUUUUUGUCAUCCUGUGCGCUGCUGGGAUCACUUUGUGCCUCAUCACCUCCCUCUCUGUGGAGUUUCUGGGCCUUUCUGCAGCCACCAACCUGCAUCACAACCUGCUCAACAAGAUAAUCCACGCUCCCAUCAGGUUUUUUGACAUCACUCCUUUGGGACAGAUCCUUAACAGAUUUUCAGCUGAUACAAACAUCAUUGAUCAGCACAUCCCUCCAACACUGGAGUCUUUGACCAGAUCCACACUUCUGUGUUUGACUGCCAUCGGGGUCAUAGCUAUAAUCACACCGGCAUUUCUUGUCGCCUUAGUUCCCCUCUCUGUGGCUUUCUACUUCAUUCAGAAGUAUUUCCGGGUCGCUUCCAAGGACCUCCAAGACCUUGACGACUCAACACAGCUGCCUUUGCUCUGCCACUUCUCUGAGACUGCAGAAGGUYUGACCACCAUCAGAGCAUUCAGACACGAGGCGCGAUUUAAACAGCGGAUGUUGGAGCUGACUGACACCAACAACACAGCCUACCUGUUUCUGUCUGCCGCUAACCGCUGGCUGGAGGUCCGAACGGACUAUCUGGGAGCGGUGAUUGUGCUGACAGCAGCUGUAGCAUCAAUAUGGAUUUUACCAAAUAGUAAUAGUGGCCUGGUGGGCCUUGGCCUCACAUACGCUCUCACUGUCACUAACUACUUAAACUGGGUUGUGAGGAACAUGGCCGACCUGGAGGUCCAGAUGGCAGCUGUGGAGAAGGUCAACAGCUUCCUCAGCACAGGGUCUGAGAACUACGAGGGGUCUAUGGACACGUCUCAGGUCCUUGAGAACUGGCCUCAGGAUGGUGAGAUAAAGAUCCAGGACCUGUGCGUGCGCUAUGAUCCCUUUCUCAAACCGGCGCUGAAACACGUCAACGCCUACAUCAAACCAGGCCAGAAGGUGGGGAUCUGUGGCCGUACGGGCAGUGGGAAGUCGUCUCUGUCGUUGGCCUUUUUCAAYAUGGUGGAUAUUUUUGAAGGAAAGAUCGUCAUUGACGGCAUCGAUAUCUGUAAGCUCCCUCUGCAGACUCUCAGGUCUCGACUCUCCAUCAUCCUCCAGGAUCCGGUCUUAUUUAGCGGCUCAAUAAGGUUUAAUCUGGAUCCAGAAAGGAAGUGCACCGACGAUCGCCUGUGGGAGGCGCURGAGAUCGCUCAGCUGAAGAACAUGGUGAAGGCGCUCCCUGGAGGACUYGAUGCGACAGUGACGGAAGGCGGGGAGAACUUCAGCGUUGGACAGAGGCAGCUGUUCUGUUUGGCCAGAGCCUUCGUUAGAAAGAGCAGCAUCCUCAUCAUGGAUGAAGCCACAGCAUCUAUAGACAUGGCCACGGAAAACAUCUUACAGAAGGUUGUGAUGACGGCGUUCUCAGACAGAACAGUCGUUACGAUCGCACACCUGGUGUCCUCUAUCUUGGAYGCAGAGCAGGUGCUGGUCUUCUCUUCUGGGAUCUUGGUGGAAUGUGACUCCGGUCCUAACCUUCUGGCUCAGGAGGAGAGCCUCUUCAGUGUGUUAGUGAGGACUCACAAGUAGACCUGGACCUGCUCAGACCUCUUUGGCUUGGCUCGACUCUCUCUAUCCACUUGUUUCUGUUUUCUUUUCCCCCACUUCUCCCUCCGGCUGAGUCAGAGCUGGAGUCUGGGUCUGGGUCUGCUGAAAGCCUUACUGCCACUGACUGCCUGGUUGGUACCAAAUAAACUCCUGCAUGCUCCUUUCUACUGUUACAUAUGUGAAGUUACAAAUGUCUGCAGUCUCUGAUGUUGCAUCACUGGUAAAAAUUCAGUUUAAAAUAAAACUAGCAUAAUGCCUUCAGUUUGAAUUUAAGAAUAAAAUUACAGCCUUCACUGUAGAGCAGAGACCUUUACCAUAAACCAUGAUUAGUGGCUUAUCAAGAUAACUUUGGCUUCAGUUAUUUUUCUUUUCUAUACCAUAAUGCUGGUUCUUUUUAAAUAUUGAUCAAUUGUUGUGGCUAUAGAUCUUGACAAAUAGGUUGGUUUUAUAUAAAUAUGUUUGUCAUGUYUUUCACCAUCACCAGUUGACAAGUUUACAGCCAGCUUCAUGGUAUCACUAAAGCCCCUUAAGGUUYUGUUAGGACCAGUUAACUCAGUUGUUAGCUAAAGUUGGUUUCACAAAAGGAAUAAUAAGCAUUUAGGAUGGAUUGAUGGAUGCAUGAAUAGAUAGAUACAUUGAUGAAUAGAUAUGGGUGGAUGGAUA
Molecule: messenger RNA, 5556 nt
Organism: Austrofundulus limnaeus
Lineage: Eukaryota; Metazoa; Chordata; Actinopteri; Cyprinodontiformes; Rivulidae
Gene: abcc9
Product: ATP-binding cassette, sub-family C (CFTR/MRP), member 9
Exons: 39
Coding region: 448-4875 (1475 amino acids)
Biological process (GO): potassium ion transport; transmembrane transport
Cellular component (GO): membrane
Molecular function (GO): ATP hydrolysis activity; ATP binding; ABC-type transporter activity
Source: RefSeq, a predicted model, not a curated record